Messenger RNA from Pochonia chlamydosporia 170, 1677 nucleotides. Its product is annotated as fatty-acid amide hydrolase. NCBI's taxonomy places the organism in Eukaryota, Fungi, Ascomycota, Sordariomycetes, Hypocreales, Clavicipitaceae. The transcript is spliced from 6 exons. The coding region runs from base 1 to 1677 and encodes 558 amino acids. The record is from RefSeq and is a predicted model, not a curated record.
AUGGGUUCAACACCUGCCAAUCCUGAGACAGUCCCGUGGGGUCGACGGGUCGCCGCAAAGCAACAGGCAUGUCGUGAGGCAAUCCCCAACGCUUGGCGGCUGGACCAAAGUCUACUUGAUACGCUGCGGAAGCCAUUGGACAAGUCCAAAAAUAACAUGAUUCAACUGAAUAUCAUUGAACGAUCGGGAAUUCUUUCUGAACGGGACUUGGAGAUCACAGAACGGUACAACGUAGCCGAGCUCUUACAGUGUCUGUCAUCCGGGCAGAUUACGGCAUUAGAGGCUACCGUGGCGUUUUCGAAGCGUGCUGCCCUAGCACAACAACUGACAAAUUGUCUUACAGAGACAUAUUUUCCAGCUGCUCAGAAGCGGGCAAGGGAGUUAGACGCACUGAGAGAACAGGGGAAGCUAGCUGGUCCAUUGCAUGGUCUCCCAAUAAGUAUAAAAGACAGCUUUCAAAUCCAGGGCUCCCAAGCAACCAUUGGCAUGGUUGCGUAUUUGGACCAGAUUUCUUCCUCUAAUUCCAGUUUGGUGGAUAUCCUGAUUAAGCUAGGUGCUGUGCUUUAUUGCAAGACAAACGUGCCCCAGACCUUAAUGACUGCCGACUCAGAUAAUAAUGUGUUUGGGCGAACCUUGAACCCGUGGAACACGGCUUUGGGGGCUGGCGGUUCAAGUGGCGGCGAAGGUGCUCUUGUUGCAAUGCGAGGAGCACCGAUUGGUGUAGGCACAGACGUUGGAGGCUCUGUGAGAAUUCCGGCCUUGUGCUGUGGCACAUAUGGUUUCCGCCCGACGGCUGGUCGAAUUCCAUAUGGAGGACAAAGAGGCUGCGCCAACCCUGGAUUUCGUCCAAUACUUCCAUGUGCCGGACCCCUUACAAAUGAUGUUGAUUCCCUUGCAACUUUCAUGAAGGCUGUCUUAUCGGCCAAUCCGAGACAGCACGACUCUACAGUUAUUGAUGUGCCAUGGAGAGAAGUCGAAAGCCUGAGUGGGCGAAAGUUGCGACUGGGACUGCUGGCUGAGGAUCCAAGAUUUCCUCUGCAUCCACCCGUCAGAGCAGCGAUCAACGAAGCAGUCCAUCUUUUAGAAGCACAAGGUCAUGAAAUAAUAAAACUUGGUCCAAGCGAGUGCCGCAUUGAUCAGGCCGGCCAGGUUUCGUGGAGCCUUUUUUCCCUUGACGACACAGCCAGUCGUCAUGUUCAGGCCGCGGGGGAACCAAGUAUACCAUCCCGUGUUCGACUUCAACAAGCAGUCUACGAAAUGGGCAUGGAAUAUGUUGCGGAGAUCCAUGGGCUGGACUCUCUACAGAAAUUUGCUGCAUUAAAUGUGAAGCGUGCAGAUAUUACCGAUGGUUGGAACAAGCUAUGGCUGAGGCAUCGACUUGACGCAGUAGUAGGGCCAGGUGCUCAAAACUCUGCGGUUGAACACGACGAAUUUGGGGUGCCGGCGUACACGUAUCCUGCUUGCGUCAUUCCGUUUGGAACGGUUUCUGGAGUCGAUGCGGACUUCGAGGUUGAGCUAGGGCAAACUGCACCACCAUACAAUGCAGAGAUGCUAGCCGGAGCACCACUAUCCAUUCAAGUUUUUACGUCGGCAAUGCGCGACGAAGAGUGUCUGGAUAUUGCUAAGAUUAUUGACCAGUGUUUGCAACAGGGUAAUCACCAUAAGAAGCAAUUUUAG